AUGACCCGUGGUGAAGAGGACGACGCCGACGAAGAGGACGGUGUUGACAUUGGUAGGAGAGUCAUUGGAGAUGCUAUUACAAUGUCAAAUCUUACAAAGCUUGAAUUUGUGGCUCUUGAUAUUACUGGCAAGAAUUAUCUAUCUUGGAUUCUAGAUGCUGAAAUCUAUUUAGAUGCUAUGGGUCUUGGUGACACAAUCAAAGGAAAAAAUGAAGCAUCAAAUCAGGAUAAGGUAAAAGCAAUGAUUUUCCUUCGCCACCAUCUUCAUGAAGGAUUAAAAAUUGAGUAUCUCACAAUAAAAGAUCCUGUCGAUCUUUGGAAAAGUCUAAAGGAAAGAUAUGACCACCAGAAAAUAGUAAUUCUGCGAUUGCAAGAUUUUAAAACUGAAAAUAAUGAGCUAUUGAUGAAAAAUCGUGAAUCUCAGCCAAUUGGUUCUGCUCCAUUCCCUGAAGUGAAUGCGACAUCAUUUAGAAAUUCUGACCGUGGUUGUGAUCGUAAUCAUGGUCGUAAUUGUGGACGUGGAAAAAGUCCCCAUAAUUACCACAGUCGUGGUGGUUACAUAAAUUAUUAUUCUGAUAAUAAGAAUACCCACCAGAAGUGGAUGAAUAGUGAAAAGAUACAAGAAAAGGACAAAGGUGGACAAAGUAAAAAGAAAAUAGAAAAUGCUUGUUAUCAAUGUGGCAUGAAAGGUCAUUGGUCACGUACCUGUCGUACACCAAAACAUCUUGUUGAACUUUAUCAAGCAUCACUAAAAGAUAAAGGAAAAAACAUUGAAACAACUUUUGUUAAAGAUAAUAGCCAAGUUGAUAUAGCACACUUGGAUGUUGUUGAUUUUUUUGCCCACCCUAAAGGACGAAUUGAUCAUUUGAUUGGAGAUGAGAAUCCCAAUAAUGAAAUUGUUUAA
This is a messenger RNA of Theobroma umbraticum, 903 nucleotides long. RefSeq lists its product as uncharacterized. The record is from RefSeq and is a predicted model, not a curated record. Lineage: Eukaryota; Viridiplantae; Streptophyta; Magnoliopsida; Malvales; Malvaceae. Gene Ontology annotation, molecular function: nucleic acid binding; zinc ion binding.